UCUCUCUCCCGCUCUCGCGCAAAAUGGAAAAAGCAAAGACCCCUUCAUCAUGACCGUUCCCUCCAUUUCCAUGCUUCAUUUUCAACCGUCAGAUUAUUCCUUCUCUACCCUCGCUUUCCCCUGCAGUGGGGCUGCUGCUUCGUUUUUCUGGUACCCGUUAUAAAGAGGAGAAGUGAGUGAGUAAUGCCACUUUCCAACAAGAACCUCGAAGCUUGCCGGCCAUCGAGCCUCUGGAUUCUCUCCGGCUAACUUCCGGCGACACUCAAUAGUUUCCAGAAUCUCUUCUUGGGUUAGUUCCUGAGAAAUAAAUUUCCAAGGAAAAUGACUUAAUAUUGACAAUUAUAUCAGAAUAAUUGGUGAUCAUGUGGGUUGCUUUUGGAGACAUGUUCAUCUUCUACUGUUUGUUUGAAAUAAAGAAAGAAUUUUCAUGCAUUUUCUUGUCAUCUCACAACAUAAAUUAGUGCUCUUUUCUCUUUUGAGGUUGGGAAAGGUGGCAACACUAGAAGAACUGAUAUUGGAUUCUGGGAAUCUCUGAAACAAAACAUUUGAGUCCUUGUCUCUCCUUUUUAUCAUCAAAAUAUAAGCAGUUUGGAGAGGUUGCUUGCUGGCCCACCAUUGAAAGCUAUGGAGCUGGGUUCCAUUUGGGUGGUCCUGAUAUGCAUAGUUGGUGCUUUGAUGGUUCUGAAAAUGAUUCUACUUAGAGUUAAUGGGUGGCUCUAUGAAAGAAAACUUGGUGAGCUGCAGUAUUUUCUGCCUCCAGGUGAUCUGGGUUGGCCUUUCAUUGGUAAUAUGUGGUCAUUUCUCAGAGCUUUCAAGUCCAGUGACCCCGAUUCUUUUAUGGGAUCCUUUAUCACCAGAUAUGGCCGUACAGGAAUCUAUAAGGCCUUCAUGUUCGGGAGGCCCAGUGUGUUUGUGACAACGCCGGAAACCUGCAAAAGAGUAUUACUUGAUGAUGAUGCAUUUAAGCCUGGUUGGCCUAGAUCCGCCAUGGAGCUCAUUGGAAAGAAAUCCUUCAUAGGUAUUUCUUUUGAAGAGCACAAACGUCUUCGGCGGCUGACUGCAUCUCCUGUCAAUGGUCAUGAAGCUCUGUCAGUCUACCUGCAGUACAUUGAAGAAAAUGUGGUAUCUGCUUUGAAAAAAUGGGCAACCAUGGGACAAAUUGAGUUUUUGACUGAAAUAAGGAAGGUUACUUUCAGGAUCAUAAUGUAUAUCUUCCUUGGUUCUGAGAGUGAGCCGGUCAUGGAGGCUUUGGAAAGGGAAUACACGGCACUUAACUAUGGAGUCAGAGCCAUGGCAAUCAAUCUUCCGGGAUUUGCUUACCACAAAGCGCUCAAGGCUCGCAAAAACCUUGUGGCUGCAUUACAAUCUGUCGUAGAUCAACGCAGAAAGCAAAGGAAGGGCAUUACUUUAUCUAAGAAGAAAGACAUGAUGGAUGCUCUGAUGGAUGUUGAAGAUGAGAAUGGUAGAAAAUUGAGCGAUGAAGAAAUAAUUGAUAUUCUGUUGAUGUACUUGAAUGCAGGCCAUGAAUCUUCUGGCCAUAUCAUAAUGUGGGCUACUAUUUUCCUUCAGGAGCACCCUGAAUUUCUUCAAAAAGCUAAGGAAGAGCAGGAGGAAAUCAUAAAAAGAAGGCCACCAACACAAAAGGGAUUGACGCUUAAAGAAGUUCGAGAAAUGGAAUAUCUUUCUAAGGUGAUCGAUGAAACGCUUCGUAUGAUAACAUUCUCACUUGUGGUUUUCCGAGAGGCAAAGUCUAAUGUUAACAUAAAUGGAUAUAUCAUCCCCAAAGGUUGGAAAGUUCUUGUCUGGUUCAGAAGUGUUCACUUGGAUUCGGAAGUCUACCCGAAGCCGAGGGAAUUCAAUCCUUCUCGAUGGGAUAAUCAUACAGCCAAAGCAGGAACUUUCCUUCCGUUCGGAGCUGGAAGCAGGAUGUGCCCUGGAAACGACCUAGCGAAGCUUGAAAUCGCCAUCUUCCUCCACCAUUUUCUCCUUAAAUAUGAGCUUGAACGUGUGAAUCCAGGAUGUUCAUUGAUGUACUUGCCUCAUUCAAGACCAAAAGACAACUGCUUGGCAAGAAUUAGGAAAAUUCCUUGUCAAGAAACAGAAGUGAAUGAAUGAAAACUAGACAUUAAAUGCAUGCAUACAGGACAAACCAACAUGCAUACAUAAGGACGGUUGGUUGGUUACUUGUAUCGUUGUAUCCACACCAAUAAGUUUUUAAUAUCAAUGCCCCUCUAAUCUAUUUCCAG
Messenger RNA from Manihot esculenta (cassava), 2246 nucleotides. RefSeq names its product ent-kaurenoic acid oxidase 2. Gene Ontology annotation, cellular component: endoplasmic reticulum. The transcript has 9 exons. Lineage: Eukaryota; Viridiplantae; Streptophyta; Magnoliopsida; Malpighiales; Euphorbiaceae. Bases 625 to 2115 code for a protein of 496 amino acids. Gene Ontology annotation, molecular function: iron ion binding; ent-kaurenoic acid monooxygenase activity; heme binding. The record is from RefSeq and is a predicted model, not a curated record. Gene Ontology annotation, biological process: brassinosteroid homeostasis; brassinosteroid biosynthetic process; sterol metabolic process.